AUGUCUCUUUUAUCCGGUACCAUACAACCUCCCCUCCUCUCUUUAUUCUCUUCCACCUCCCAACCCCCCUUGACAACAUUCUUCACCCAUCUUUCCCCCUUACAUCCGAAAGAAUCAUUUAUAACUCUCCUCCCUGACUCUUCCACCUCUUCACGAUCAAAAUAUCAUCACGUACCACGUCAUCCUACACCUGGUACAUUAUCCGAACCAGUGAUACAUAUCCAAAGUCCAACUCUCAAUAAAACCUACAUACAAUCUGGUUCUUCCAAAACCUCUUUUACCCAGAAUCGUAUAAAACCAUUAGGUAUCGAAUUACCUUUCAUCACUUUCCAAUUUCGUCCUCUUGGGAAAAGACAUGUUUGUUUUGAAAUAGGCUUGGUGGAUACUAAAGGAUUAGAGGGGGUUGUAAGGAUAUCGAGUUUUCAGAAAGAUCCAAAGGUUUAUUCAGAGAGAAGGAUUCCGAUGAUACAGUUACCAUUGAAGUUACCGGUGGGAGGAAGGACUAUGUUGACGCCUUGGACAGAGAUGGUUUUGGAUUUGAACUUGCUUUUGGGGUUGUUUCAAACUUUACCCAGGACCAACAACGAUGAUGAUGAAGAAAGUGGGCUAGGAGGAAUGAGGACCAGUAAGGAAGAAACACAACUUCCAAGUGGGAAAUUAGCAAGUGUUUCAUAUGUCAGAGUAUAUGCCAAUUGCAGAUUGAGAAGAAUAUGGUUUGUGAGUUGUCUCCCUGGGUCCAGAUAUGCAGAUUGA
Messenger RNA from Tremella mesenterica DSM 1558, 753 nucleotides. RefSeq lists its product as uncharacterized. The record is from RefSeq and is a predicted model, not a curated record. The transcript is spliced from 5 exons. Gene Ontology annotation, biological process: positive regulation of cell motility; regulation of cilium beat frequency involved in ciliary motility; cilium assembly. Lineage: Eukaryota; Fungi; Basidiomycota; Tremellomycetes; Tremellales; Tremellaceae. Bases 1 to 753 code for a protein of 250 amino acids. Gene Ontology annotation, cellular component: motile cilium; ciliary basal body.